GUCAACAGCCCACCUCUCCAGUCUUGGGGCUUCUUCACGCGGGCACAGGGGUGGGAGGGGGACCUGGAGAGGAGAGCCCUGGCGGCAGAGGCGGGGAACCCCGUGCUCCUGGACCAGGAUCCCACAGCGGUGUGACCGGUCCGGAAUCCCCCGGACCUCGUUUCCCUGCCCAGAUCCGCGCCUCGGUCUUGCCGGCGCGCCUGCGGGCAGCUCUGCCACGGCGUGAGAGGGUUAAGUCCCCCGCUGUCGGCCAAUGGCCGCCCGCGGCGCCGCCUGAUUAACGGACGCGCAGCGGGCGGUGCGUCCCGGCUGGGGCUGCGCUUAAAUGGCGGAGGCGGCGGUGCGCGUCCCGUACACCUUGGCCAUGAGCUGCGCGGCUGUUCCGGACCUGGCGGCGGCGCCGGAAGAGCGACGUUUCCUCAGCACUGCGGAGGCAGCCGCCCUGGAGCGGGAGCUUCUGGAGGAUUACCGCUUCGGGCGGCAGCAGCUGGUGGAGUUGUGCGGCCAUGCAAGCGCCGUGGCUGUGGCCAAGGUGUUCCCCUUGCCUGCUCUCUCCCGGAAGCAGAGGACUGUGCUGGUCGUGUGCGGCCCAGAGCAGAACGGGGCUGUGGGGCUGGUCUGUGCCCGGCACCUGCGGGUGUUUGAGUAUGAACCGACCAUCUUCUACCCCACCCGCUCCCUCGACCUGCUGCACCGCGACCUGACUACCCAGUGUGAGAAAAUGGACAUCCCCUUUCUAUCCUAUCUGCCCGCAGAGGUCCAGCUCAUCAAUGAUGCCUACAGGCUGGUGGUGGAUGCUGUGCUGGGCCCCGGCGUGGAACCUUGUGAGGUUGGGGGCCCCUGCAUACGCACGCUGGCCACGCUCAAACUGCUGUCCAUCCCCCUUGUGAGCCUGGACAUUCCCUCAGGCUGGGACGCGGAGACCGGCGGCGGGGAGACGGAGGACGGGCUCCGGCCGGAUGUGCUCGUGUCGCUCACGGCGCCCAAGCGCUGCGCGGGCCGCUUCUCCGGGCGCCACCACUUCGUCGCCGGCAGGUUCGUGCCCGACGACGUGCGCCGCAAGUUCGCUCUGCGUCUGCCAGGGUACACGGGCACCGACUGCGUCGUGGCGCUGUGACCGCCACGCGUCCCCGCGCCAAUAAACACAUCGCGCCGCCGCCACCUGGCCUC
Messenger RNA from Manis pentadactyla (Chinese pangolin), 1170 nucleotides. Its product is annotated as yjeF N-terminal domain-containing protein 3. The transcript has 6 exons. Gene Ontology annotation, molecular function: NAD(P)HX epimerase activity. The coding region runs from base 326 to 1117 and encodes 263 amino acids. The record is from RefSeq and is a predicted model, not a curated record. Lineage: Eukaryota; Metazoa; Chordata; Mammalia; Pholidota; Manidae. Gene Ontology annotation, cellular component: mitochondrion.